CAAUUUGUCUGUACUUGAGCAUAGAGAAAACAGCAAGUGGAAAGUAAAUAAACUCAUUAGCAAAACUGAUUGAGAGUAAAAAAUUAAGACAAAGAGGAAUUUCUUUGCCGUAUUGAAGCUCCCAGUGACUCUCUCUCAGCAGUUCCUGCAGUGUGGACUCUUUCUUGCCAUGGGAACGGACAGCUAUUUGCUUUGAUUUGCAACAGAAAAGCUUUUGACUGUCAGAGAAUGUUCUGUUUGGUCUUCCCCUGGCCAGUUUAAGUGUUAAAAGUGUCAUUAUUUAGCAGCCGAGGCCGAGGGAAGAGCGCAAACAAGAGUCUGUGACCUUCUGUCAAGAGCCUCCGUUCUUCAGAAGCUCAUUUAGGGCCUCCGGGGGCGGAGGGGGACAGCGCAUCAAUUGGCGGAACCCUCCAGCUUUCCUCUAAAAAGGCCUUACUAAGAGGAGAAAUACAGUCGAUUUAAAAGCAGAGGUGGCGUGAAAGAUGUGGCGCUGUGAAGAGGUGUGGGUGGCUUAUUAAAACCGCAGGAAAAAGGCACUUGGACUUCAGCCAAAGAGGAUCUAACCCCGUGGAGAGCUGACAGGAUAUGUAGAAACCUGGAUGCACUUGUCGUGGUUUGGUGAUCGCUUGGAGUCUGAUUUUUUUUUUUUUCUUUUGCUCUUAACUGAACAGGAGACAAACAAAAGAGAGAUCCCGUUCGCUCUGCCAGCUGCAUGCAGACUCGAUCAUGGACAUUCACGACUCCGUGUUAAUAAACUUCGUCAGUGACAUCAACCUGAUCGGGUUCACCCAGAAGUGCGCUUUAGGGUCUGAGGAGGUGGACGUCUCGGCCUACUGUCCGAACAACCUGAGCGGCUCUUCCUGCAGCACGUCCCCGCUGCCUGGCGGAGGGCGCACGGAGCGUCCGGCGAGCUUUUCACCGAGGUGCUGCAGCCGCGGGCACAGCAGGUCCAAACGCAGAAGGAUCAUCACCGGAGUCCAGCGGCAGGCGGCCAACGUGCGGGAGAGAAAGCGGAUGUUCAGCCUGAACGAGGCGUUUGACGAGCUGAGGAGAAAAGUCCCCACAUUUGCGUACGAGAAGAGGCUGUCUCGGAUCGAGACGCUGCGUCUGGCCAUUGUCUACAUCUCCUUCAUGAUGGACCUGCUGGAGAACACCUGAGACAGAGUUGUGUGUGUGUGUGUGUUUUUUUUUUUGU
Messenger RNA from Poecilia latipinna (sailfin molly), 1195 nucleotides. Its product is annotated as fer3-like protein. NCBI's taxonomy places the organism in Eukaryota, Metazoa, Chordata, Actinopteri, Cyprinodontiformes, Poeciliidae. The transcript has a single exon. The record is from RefSeq and is a predicted model, not a curated record. Bases 727 to 1158 code for a protein of 143 amino acids. Gene Ontology annotation, biological process: developmental process; regulation of transcription by RNA polymerase II. Gene Ontology annotation, molecular function: RNA polymerase II transcription regulatory region sequence-specific DNA binding; protein dimerization activity; DNA-binding transcription factor activity, RNA polymerase II-specific.